UCCUCUGUUUCUGAGGCGGACCUCGCUUGAGCCAAUUGACGCGGAGCGGAACAGCUUGCAGCUUUCCAGCUAUGCGCAUGCGCUGUAGGAACGAGGGAGUUCCGCGGUGACGGAUUGCGUUGGAUGCCGGCCAAGACAUGGCGGGGGUCGGAAUCCAGGGGUGCCUGUCGAUGGACACCUUUACUCAGGUAGCUGAAGCUGGCAUCUCCAGCCCCCAGUUCACAGCUCUUUGCUCCUGGCUAGUUUCAGAGCUCCGAGCCCUUUGUCCGCUGGAAGAGGACGUGAAUCCCACUCGUGGUCCUGCAGAUGCUGAGACGUUCCAGAUUGAAGUGAGCGGCCUUCUUGGUGAGCUGCGUUGUCCCUACUCGUCACUGACCACGGGGGAUGUGACAGCCAGGCUCAGCACCCCAGACCGCUGCCUCCAGCUCCUGUACUUUUUGAGCUCAGAGCUCCUUGCGGCCCGGCUCCAGGCUCGGAAAAGGCCCCGUUCACCACCAGAGCAAGACAACAGAGCUGGUGAAGUGGUGAGCGAGCUCCAGCACAUCUGCCAAGCCCUGGGAAUGCCUGAACUGGAUCCAGGCUGCCCCAUCCGUCAGGCCAUGACUGACAUAGAAGCCAAGAUUUCGGGGUUACUUUCUGCACUACCCACUGAGCACCAGGAGAUGGCGCCACUCCUUAAGGUCCCGCUGACAUCUGAUGCCUGGGAAGCAUUGGAAGGCAUCCACAAAGCGCUGCUGACAGAGUAUCAGUGCCGCCGACACAUGAUGAUCACCCGUUUCAAUGUCACCGUUGAGUCUUUCCAUUGGUCUGAGAGGGCAAAGGACUGUAGUGCGGCCAUGUCCAAGGCCUUUAGACCCUUGCGGCAGUCCUUGCUGGCAGAUUCUCAGGUCACCCUUCCCCAUCUGCUGGCGGCUCGGGAGGAUUUCUCGCGUGUUGUCAAGACCAGCAGCGGAGCCUCACGGGACAAAACGUGCUGUGCCAUCAACAAGGUGCUGAUGACCGGUAGCGUCCCAGACCGGGGUGGGCGUCCAAAUGAGAUCGAGCCCCCUAUGCCCAUGUGGGAGAAGAGGCGAGGAGGAGGAGGAGGCAGCCACCAACGAUGGGGCAAACAGGGCAAGAAGAAGAAAUAGCAUGGGGAUUCUGGACCCCUCCACUGUGGGAUGUGGUCAGAACUCCUCUAGCUUAAUGCAGGGAACAGGGUUUAGGAAGUAAACUGCAGAGAGGGGAAGGAGCAGGUUUUUCUUUUCUUCUCAAUUUUGAUUGGCUGAGCCGUUGACUAGAGGCUGUGGCUGACCCUGUCAAAGAUGGUUUCAGUGUUGCCUUUCCCCAGGACUGGGGAAAAUGCAGCUUUAAAAUAAGUGUGUUGAGUUCGAUAUAAGAGAGCGGAGGGGUGUGCACCUGUGGAGAAGUCUCCUGCUUCCUUUUUCUAAUUGCUUUAGAGCUGUCAGACCGAUGCUUGCAUUGUCGGCAUUACAGCUUGGUGCCAGGUGAACUGCUCUUUUGGAGCAGUGGUGGAGAAGAUCUGUGGCCCUCCAGAUGGUGUUGGACUCCCACUUCCCAUCCACCCCAGCCAGCAGGGCCAUGUGCAGGCAUGAUGGGAGUUGCAGUCCAGCAGCAUCUGAAGGGCCACCAGGUUCCCAUCCCUGUUGUAGAUAACACAAAACCUACAGAACAGAAGUUGGCGACAGUCUGGAUUUCUCAAGAUUUGUUUUGGGGCUUUAGCUAGUGAAUUUGGGGGUCAGGCAGCUGUCCUUUCUGGGGCAUAGGGGGCAAUAUUUAUGAAGAAUCCAUCCAUACCAUCUUUAAGUCUAGUGGAACAGUAUGUAACCAGACAACACAGGAAAACAAUUCCUUUGGACUUUUUAAAGCCACACAAACUCCUCUGUAGCUUAUCCUCUGAAUUAUCUACAUGGGGGCACAUUGUAACAGCCGAAGAGAUUAUAUGGAGUUUUGGUUUAAAUCAAGUAAUAUUUGCCCCACAAGCCCUGUUUUGAAGGGGUAGGACUGAAAUUGCACGGCUGGGUUCAGUGUAACCCUGAGAUUAAAUUUUUUCCCCUUGUAAUUCAAA
Messenger RNA from Rhineura floridana, 2068 nucleotides. It is a transcript of the gene TSLIG3C, whose product is annotated as family with sequence similarity 98 member C. Gene Ontology annotation, cellular component: tRNA-splicing ligase complex. Bases 138 to 1130 code for a protein of 330 amino acids. The transcript has 8 exons. NCBI's taxonomy places the organism in Eukaryota, Metazoa, Chordata, Lepidosauria, Squamata, Rhineuridae. The record is from RefSeq and is a predicted model, not a curated record.